This is a messenger RNA of Durotheca rogersii, 3228 nucleotides long. Its product is annotated as glycoside hydrolase family 92 protein. Gene Ontology annotation, cellular component: nucleus; cytosol. Gene Ontology annotation, molecular function: carbohydrate binding; peptide-N4-(N-acetyl-beta-glucosaminyl)asparagine amidase activity. The coding region runs from base 374 to 2857 and encodes 827 amino acids. Gene Ontology annotation, biological process: carbohydrate metabolic process; protein deglycosylation; protein quality control for misfolded or incompletely synthesized proteins. NCBI's taxonomy places the organism in Eukaryota, Fungi, Ascomycota, Sordariomycetes, Xylariales, Xylariaceae. The transcript has 4 exons. The record is from RefSeq and is a predicted model, not a curated record.
CUCCCUCGAUUCGGGGAAAGAUUACCAGAUGUAACGGCGGGGAAGGUCACUGGGCGCGAGGUGAAGCCCUGCUUGCGGCCUGGCUGCAGCUUGCAUGAUGCGGUGGGAUAGGAAUUGGAUGCACCCGGCUGCCAGGAAGGGAAGGUUAACUGAUCGCUAUCCCAUGGCGACGACCGUGCGAGCUCGUUGGCGGCCCGGCAAAUCCCAAGACAUGUUUCUCCCCGUUAUUAUCUCGCUCAGGAAUGUCUUGAUUAAUUAGGUGCUAUCGCUUAACCAGGGACUCGGUGAUAACAAGGCACAUGAUAUAUAUAUUACCCUCCCUUGCCCUGCGACUCUCUGCCUCAUUGUUGUAGGGCGUUUUACAUUCGCUACAAUGCAUCGGUACGGCAUCCGCUUCGGUUCCAUUGCCCUGGUUGUCGCGUCGGUCGUCCUGGGGAGCAACGCUGCCGACUUCGACCCCCUCCCUUAUAUCGACCAACUGAUUGGGAGCCGGAAUGGAGGGAAUAUUUUCCCAGGCGCCACGCUUCCCUAUGGAAUGGCGAAAGCUGUUGCCGAUACGACGAGCGGGAGUAACCAGGGCGGUUUCACGCUCGACGGCGCUCCUGUCUCCGGGUUCUCGGCACUGCACGACUCGGGCACCGGGGGCUCCCCGUCUCUGGGGAACUUUCCGCUAUUCCCUUACGCGAGCUGCCCCGAUGAUGAUAUCAAUCGAUGCGAUUUCCCUAAACGGACCCGUUCCCGACAAGGGCGUUUUGAUGAGAGUAAUGUUGCGGCGCGCCCCGGAUACUUUUCGAUCACGCUCGAUACUGGAGUCCGCGCCGAGAUGACAACGGCUCAACACACCGCCCUCUUUCGGUUUACGUUCCCAGCGUCAGCCCCUGGUGGAAAUGCUUCACAUCCGCUCAUUCUUCAGGACUUGACAGAUUUGUCUGACUCGCGCCAAGACAACGGCACCGUUUCCGUUGAUUCGGAAACCGGGCGGAUCACGGGGAACGCUCGCUUCCAAUCCAGUUUCAGCCAGGGAAGAUAUGUCGCCUAUUUUUGCACAGACUUUUCUGGUCGUAAAAUACUUGAUAACGGUAUCUUCGCGAAUAGUAGAGCCAGUGCGGACGUCAAGGAUCUUACCAUCUCUCGAUCAAUCAACGGGUACCCUCUCCCUGGCGGCGCCUUCGUCCGGUUUGAGUCUGAGGAUACGCCGGUGCUGGCGCGAGUCGGCCUGAGCUUCCUGAGCUCCGAACAAGCCUGUUCCAACGCCGAAUCUGAAAUCCCUGAUUUCAACUUUGACGGCGUUGAGAAGGCCGCCACAGAUGCCUGGAGGCAGAAGCUCAGUCCCAUUACGGUUUCUACGGUCGGAGUAGACGAGAAGUACCUCACGAACUUCUACAGUGGUAUAUAUAGGACGAUGGUCAACCCUCAAAACUACACCGGAGAGAACCCUCUCUGGGAUAAUGGCGAGCCAUACUUUGACUCCUUUUAUUGUCUAUGGGACAGUUUCAGGUCCCAAAUCCCGUUCCUGACAAUCACGGACCCAGGCCCGGUGGCGGAGAUGAUUCGUUCCUUGAUCGACACAUAUAAUUAUGAGGGCUGGCUUCCAGACUGUCGCAUGACGUUUUCCAAAGGCUACACGCAGGGCGGUUCAAACGCCGAUGUGGUGCUUGCCGACGCGUUUUUGAAAGGCAUCACUGAUGGCAUUGAUUGGGAUGUCGGCUAUCAAGCAGUUGUGAAAGACGCCGAAGUAGAGCCGUUUGACUGGUCAAGCAAUGGGCGCGGUGGUCUCGACAGCUGGAAGGCUCUCGGAUACAUCCCUGUCCAAGACUUCGAUUAUAAAGGGUUUGGCACCAUGACAAGAAGUAUUUCUCGUACACUGGAGUACAGCUACAACGAUUUCACCAUCGCUCAGAUGGCCCGGAAGAGGGCAAACGCCGGCGACGAAGAGAAAUACCUCCGUUCCAGCGAGAACUGGAAAAAUAUAUUCAAGGCAGACCAGACUUCGAAGUUCGCUACAGGCGUCGAUACCGGUUUUGUUGGGUUCUUCCAGCCGAAGCACUUGAAUAGCACUUGGCACUUUCAAGAUCCCCUGGCCUGCAGCAAUAUCGACAAUGCCGGUUCAAUUUGUUCACUUCAGAACACCGCUUCCGAAACCUUUGAGAGUAGCAUCUGGGAGUACGGCUUCUUCGUGCCACACAAUCAAGGGGACCUGGUCACCUUGUACGGUGGUCCGGCGGAAUUCGUUCGCCGUCUAGAUUUCCUACAUGAUAGCAACAUCACAUAUAUUGGCAAUGAGCCUGCUUUCCUUACCGUCUUUCAGUACCACUAUGCCGGCCGGCCUGCCUUGUCCGCUCGCCGCGCACAUUUCUACAUCCCUCGGUACUUUGACACGACGCCCGAGGGCUUGCCUGGCAACGACGACAGCGGUGCGAUGGGUUCCUUCGUGGCGUUCUCGAUGAUGGGGCUGUUCCCGAACCCGGGACAAGAUGUUUACCUGAUCACGCCGCCGUUCUUCGAGAGUGUGAACAUCACCAGUCCGCUGACGGGCAAGACGGCGACGAUCCGCAACGUCAACUUCGACCCGGCGUACGAAGCCAUCUACAUCCAGAGCGCUACGCUCGACGGCGAGCCCUAUACGCGUAGCUGGAUCGACCACAGCUUUUUUACCGACGGCCAGGAGCUCGUCCUCACGCUCGGCCGUAACGAGAGCGCCUGGGGCACAGCCGUGGCCGACCUGCCGCCGAGCCUCGGCGAAUAUGUCGGCUUCAACGGGACACUCGCCGCGAGGGCUAGGAGGGCGCCGUCGCCGCCGAACGUCGCGCCGAGGUACGCGCCGAGUUUCGGAAGAGCUAGCUUCGGACUCAAUUAAUAUUCCGUACGAUAGCUUGUGAAUCAUCCUCACCUAGGGCCGCCUACCUUUAUCACGGUAUUGGUCUUAGUCUUAGCGGUAGCGGUAGCAGCAGCAGCAGCAGCAGGUGUUGUAAUCAAGAGUAUCGAUACGUGACCUACACAGUAGUCGUGGUUCUUCUGGGUGAAAAUUUCCCUCAGCUAGCGACAACUCUGCUUCCCGACGACGUGGGUAUCUACCCUGGUCCGCCCCCCUCGGCGUCGAACGAGACGGUCGGUAUACUUAUUUGCUAUUGACCAGUACGCCACACCAGGUGCCCUGCUAGCCCGAGAGGCGGGGGAGAACUGCGCCGCACUUCGCAACCUUCCCGUGAGCUCUCGCACUGUGACCCC